AUGACAGUCAGGGCCGAGUUGGCAUGCAUUGAAUCAACUGCGAUCGUUCACACAUACUUAUAUGCUCCCUCUUCUCACCUUUCCUUCAUCAUGACUACGCUGUCCCCGUUGCCCAAUCCUGAAGUUGAGCUAAGGAUGGCAGGCUAUCGACUGCCCAUUCGUCCAGGCAUAGAACGAGACUCGGCCUGCCUCGACGUAAUUGAAAUCUGGUCGGGAAAUGUGAAUAUCAUGCUCAGAACAGAUGUCGACAGUCUUUGGAAGCAUCUCCUAAAGGGUGAUGAAGCGUCGGAGGGCAAAGCGAUGCAACAAUUCCGAAUAAUAUUCGUCGAAGAUGAAGCGUACGGUGAUACCAGUCACCUCAUGAAGAACGUCCCGAGAGGACUGAACAAGACUGCGUACUGGUUUUACCAACAUUUCGACGUCUCAGUGACGUUCUUUCAACAUAUCAGUCCCAAUGCAGCUUACCGCGUCACAGGGAAUGGUUGUUUCACAAGAUACGACAAAGAGGGAAAGGCCAUUGCCAUCGACGGUUUCUACUCGAACUCGGGUGGUCUCUUGCCGAACCCAACCCAUGUCUGGUUCUCUCACAGCGUCUUGAAACCAAAACAAUCGACGUAUAUCAUCUAUAAUUGCUCUCCGACGGCCAAGCAGCUCCUCUUCACAUGCGCCGAAACUCAAGAGUGCUCGUUGCUCCGGCCUUUCGCUGUCGAGGCAUUCAUGCAAGAAGACUACCUUGAGAAGUGGACAAAUAGGUUGUCAGAGCUGCGACCGAAGCUGAUUCACUAUGAAAGCGAGCUCUCGCACACCACUUUCACUCCGCUCCAAAAUGCCAGAGCAGUGGAAGAGCUCCACAACCUCUCGCAACAUUUGCACGUCGCCCGCGACAACUUCAUCGAUCUGAAGAAGAAAGUCCAGUUCUUCCUUGAUGCACGAGACCGCUUUCUCGAACUCUCGGGACCUCACUUCACCGUUCCACGGCAGGAUGUUACCACCAUAAGCGACUCAUUCUCCUUGAUCGAUUCACGAGGAGACCACGGCUUGCGCUGGGCCUCUAAUUAUAACGAGCGAACCAGCAUACGCAUCAACUUAUGCUUCAAUCUCGCCACGCAGGCGGAUAGUCGCACUAACUUGGGUAUUGCUCGUCUAACCGGAAGGAUAUCUGUUUCGGCCCAGCGGGACAAUGCGUCUAUGAUAACGAUCGCGGCGGUGACAAUGUUCUUCUUACCUGGGUCCUUUGUCUCAGCGCUCUUCAGCAUGGUGUUCUUCAACUCAGAGAACAAAGAGGAUGGCCAUAUCGCCCUCCUCGUUUCACCCCAAUGGUGGCUCUUUCCGGCCAUCGCCAUCCCACUAACGAUUCUCGUGUUCCUAAUCUGGAUCGCCUGGAGGAGACGUAGGAAUUCUGCCGCCUCGUUCGAAGACAUUACGAAGACUUGGGGCAAUUGA
Cyclocybe aegerita is the source of this 1443-nucleotide messenger RNA. The record is from the annotation of a GenBank genome assembly. Lineage: Eukaryota; Fungi; Basidiomycota; Agaricomycetes; Agaricales; Hemipholiotaceae.